Messenger RNA from Strongylocentrotus purpuratus (purple sea urchin), 3145 nucleotides. RefSeq lists its product as uncharacterized. NCBI's taxonomy places the organism in Eukaryota, Metazoa, Echinodermata, Echinoidea, Camarodonta, Strongylocentrotidae. Bases 534 to 1367 code for a protein of 277 amino acids. The transcript has 5 exons. The record is from RefSeq and is a predicted model, not a curated record.
UAAGAACAUGUGCAUAUACUGUACUUCCUGCUGUGCCCCACCGGACAUGAAAGGAAUGACACUAUCUUCACAGAAAUUGACUCCUGUACUCGUCUCGUCUUUCUUCAGCAACCCCCCCCCCCCCCCCCGCAUCGCCCUAGUUUGAAAAAGGAAAACAUCACUGGAUAUUUACUCGCAGACCAACGUGGUGGAAAGGUUUAUAACAGACUGCCACAUCGAGUCUUCCACUCAUUAGCCCUUUGCAAUCCCACCAAUCACACCCAAGGAGUAUAACGAGCUCAGAGGCAUCACCGUGUUCGCUUUAUCCAUCUCUGUCUGCCGGCGCUACCACCAAUACCAUCCCUUUCUUAUGGGAGUGCAUCACUUUCGAUGGAAGUGCUGACUUGGACAAACAGGAGGAAACCUUGAGAAUAAUAAUUCUUAUAUAUAUCUGGAUAUCAUCUGUCUUUGAUCAUUGAUCUUCGUUACCAUCAGCUACCGAAAGUGCCUUCAGGAGCUGAAAGGGGGAAAGCAAUAACUUCUCACAGGAGACGAUGAAUGUCGCCGCAAAUAUCAUCCUCCUGUCUAUCAUGACCUUGUUUGCUUCACGACACGUCCACGCCUACAGGAUAGCACGGCGACGUCGAACUGGUGCUCGAACCACCUUCCGACACACGACAGCCGAGUCGGCUUCAACAAGUAUGCCCCAGUGCGACCCGGCGACGUGCUGUAGUCUCAACGCCUGUCUUAAAUACGUGAUACAUCCAAAGGAUUUAUGUCCAGAAAAACAAGAUGAAGAAAUUAAAUUCCAACGUGAUUCGUUAUUGCCCGAUUCCACGUGGCCUUUUAUUCGACAGACCUCUGAAACCGGUGUCCGCUUCCCACCUUGGUUACCCGCCUCAUCGUCAUCCUCAUCAUCAACGAAAUAUCACCACGACUCCCCCUUUACACACCUCACAGAAGAGCAAGAGUUUAUAGCGCGGACUUAUUACAGCAGAUUUUUUCGAAGGCGGGACCAGUUACCGCCCAUUCCCAAUGACGUAUAUUACAGCAAUGCAGACAGUCCGUCGAUUCUUUCCAAGAGGACGAGUGAGGGCGUAAGAUCAAAACGAUCACUCAGCUACGUGUGUCCCAGAAACGAGCAAUGGGAAGAUAUCAUGCUCGCGAUCAAUGCCGAUGACCAACUCGUUCAAAUGGUGCAGCUGAGUGAUUCUAGACAAUGGUUGCUAACCGAGAGUUGCCAGUACGCCCGAUCCCCCACCAUCAGCAACGUCAUCUGUCAGGAAGUUGUCAGACUCGUUUCUGCAGUCAUCGUCGACGACGCCACGGACCAGGUUCGAAACGAGUACAUCAAGGUCCAUUGUUGCGUUGGGGUCCAGGUCGACUAGGUCGAGGACGUCGACAAAGCGCCCGUUAACCACGUGAGCACCAAGGAAGAUGGCCGCUUAACAAACAAAUGAGUGUUUGUGGGAUGGUAAUCUUGGAGCCACAAAAAAGGUAGUGGUGAUCCUACAACCUAGGCUGAAUAUAUCCUGAUGUCAUCUAUGGUAGAAGCCCAUAAAGAGAAUAUUCUCUAAUCUGCAAAGUCCGCUGAUGGCAAUUGAGACACCAAGUCCGUGAUUUAACCUUCGGAAUGGUUUUAUUUUCUCCCAUAUGUUGCUAUAUGUGAUUGUUUAAAUGUGAACAACCUUUGUCUUUUAUAACGAUUUUCUAAUCUGGAGUUGUUUGUGUUUUCAAUGACAACCUAACGGUUGCAAUAGGGAUACUCUUCGAUUUGAGAAUAAUAUUGAUUAUGGCAAACAUGUGGCCCGAAUUCACAAAGGAGGUUUGUCGACAAACCGUGGUUUUCGUACGUCAUAUGACGCGUUUUACGCGUUUUUUACAAACCUGGUUUGUAAAGAACAAAAGGAGGUUUGGCGAAACAAAAGGAGGUUUGAGCUCAAACCUUGGUCUGAGCCUAAACCUUGCUUUGUGAAUUCGGCCAUCAAGUCUGCAUGUUCGCAUAAAUUGGGAACGACCUUCAAGAAAAUGUUCAUCUCCAAUUAUAUAGUGAUAUACAACGAUAUACAACAUUUAAAAGACAAAUCUAUUGCGACGUCAAAGGCAAAGGGUCAACUUUAAUAGCGCAUUGUGACUAUAAUAUUAUUGUAGAGAUUCUUCCCUAUCGUGACUGAAGGUAAUAACUAUAAAUUUGCAAGACAUUAAAGCAAUAGGAUGUAUCAAAACAAGAUUAUGGCAUUUUAUCUGAUAUUAUCUGACUCCUAUACAUCAGUAAAUAAAAAAAGAUUCGUUUCAAUUUGUUUAGUCUUCAAUCAUUAGUUUGUUGAUAAAAAGUGCAAAUUUCAAAGAGAAUUAAAAUUCCUAAAAUAUAAAGGUUGUUGUAAUUAACUUAGAUGAUGUGUACUUUAACAUGAUAAUUUCCUUGUUCCUCGUGGGUGGAAUAAAUCUGGCCGGCCACUUAAGUUAUUCUUUAAAAAAUAAUAAUUAUAAUGUGAGUCGAUCGCAUGUGCGCUACUCAGUAAUCGGAAAUUUGAUGAGUAGUAACUUAUAAUUUCCUUCUUUGUUUUACAUUUUAAUUGAAAACAUGGUAGCUUCAAAAGGUUUCUUGAGGUAUUUAUACCCGAAGCUGGAUUGACGGCAAAUGUAUUCAUCAUCUGUAGUAGAAAUAUUAUUCAUAGGGUGUGGAUAAAAGUAACAAAACUCGAAGCGUGGGAUUCGCUAUUCUGUUUUUUUCUCCAAGCCCGAUGCAUCGGUUUGAAAAAGAAAUGUCGUAUUUGUCUAUGUUAAUUACUGUCAUGUAACUUUUUUGUCAGCACUUUAAUAUAAUUAAAAACGAUUUCGUGUAAGUGUUCAUGUCAGACAAUCGUGCUUUCCAGAUCAAUGCCAGUCGAUCUAUCAAUGCAUUUAUUCUAUGUUAUCUGUCCUUGAAAAACAAAGAGAUGUGGCUUUUUUUAGUUUAAGUUCAAUCAAACGUUUUAAGCGAGCCGAUGAAAUAAAGAACCUUGUAGUAAAUAUUUUCACACUGAUGCGAAAGGAUUCUCUGCUGAAAUUAGCUGGCUUUGAGAGGCAGAGAUUUUUUCUGAUUGAGUUGUGAUUACGAAUUCAUUUGAAAUGUAUGAUUAUGAUUAAACAUGUGAUUUCUUGCACAUUCCAGCAUAACGUCUAA